Messenger RNA from Fusarium keratoplasticum, 1623 nucleotides. Its product is annotated as HET domain-containing protein. The record is from RefSeq and is a predicted model, not a curated record. The transcript has a single exon. Lineage: Eukaryota; Fungi; Ascomycota; Sordariomycetes; Hypocreales; Nectriaceae. Bases 1 to 1623 code for a protein of 540 amino acids.
AUGAGGCUACUCAAUGCAAAUACCUUCCAGCUGGAACAAUUCUACGAUAAUGACAUUCCCCCUUAUGCAAUCCUCUCUCACACAUGGACCAAAGAUGAAGUCACCUUUCAAGAGUUCUCAACUCUCUCCUGGGACGACCCCAGGCUCGAAAAGACAGUUGGCUGCUGUAAGCAAGCCCUCCAGGAUGACCUUACGUAUGUGUGGGUCGACACAUUUUGCAUCGACAAGGCCAGCAGCGCUGAGCUAUCCGAAGCCAUCAACUCCAUGUACAAGUGGUAUGGUGACUCCACCGUCUGUUACGCCUACCUCAGCGACGUCCAUCCGGGUAACGAUGACGAUUCUUUCAGUGAGAGCCGCUGGUUCACGCGGGGAUGGACUUUACAAGAACUCCUGGCGCCUGGAUAUAUCAGGUUCUUUGAUUCCUCGUGGAUAAGCAUUGGUCAGAAGUACGCCUGGAAGAAGCCGUCCAAAGACUUCGGACCGCCUGUCCUUCGAGAGAAGCCAGGGCCCGAUGAUGACCUGUCUCAAAAGCUCUCAAAUAUCACCAGCAUAUCGGUCGCUGCCCUCCGGCAUGAGGUGGAUGUGGGUAGCGUCAGCGUGGCUGAGAAGAUGUCGUGGGCCGCUGAGCGUGAGACUACGCGCUCCGAGGACAUAGCAUACUCUUUGCUUGGCAUCUUUGGUAUCAACAUGCCUCUUCUGUAUGGCGAAGGGGGCAAGCGUGCAUUCAUUCGGCUGCAGGAGGAAAUUAUCAGUCAGACCUAUGACCACACUAUCUUCUCAUGGGGCUUCGACAGGGGACCGACGCAUGGUGGAAUUUUCGCCACCUCCCCCUUAGACUUUGCCGGGGGCGGCAAUAUCGUGCCUAUAAGCAUUGGGCAUAAGUCUCACUACACAGUGACAAAUCUUGGAGUCCAGAUUCGGCUCCCCGUCAUGACUGUCCAAAAUGGAGUUCAGUACGCCUUCUUUGAUGCCACAAGGGGACAGAGUCACGGGCUGGUCAUGUCCAUUCCGUUAUACUACGCAGAUGGCACUGGGGAUAAUGAGGACAUUCUUGUGCGAGACCCCUGCAGCAUGCCUGUCUUCAUGUCUGAUAAUUGGCUUCGCCAAGCCACGAUGAGACAACUAUACCUUUCUAAAAGCUCCUCAGUCGAAGUAGAGAGAAAUCGGCGCCAGUAUACCCUAUUCGUGGCUAAAGAACUGAAUGAGGCCGGCUAUCUACCUGCAGAACUGUACCCACAUGCGACUUUCUCAACCGUUGACCACACAACGAUAUAUUUCGGACCUUGGGCACCUGGAGAGGAGAGGUUGGCUCUUGUCACGUAUAAGAGUCGGAGUCCUUACCACCCUACAUUUAAAGUCAAAGUCAUCUACGACGAUGACCGCAGUAGUUGCCUUCUUAGUCUCGCCGAUGGCGGAUAUCCGCUUGUAGCCGACGUGGAACUGACAGCUAGUUACGAGGACUAUUGGACUUUGGGUAAUGAGUGGAGGGAAGUCGUCAACUUGGGUACUCUGGGCGAUGUAUCAGCUAAAAUGGAAAAGUUGUGGCCUGAAAGCAUCUAUUGCCAUCUGAGCUUAACUCCUUCAACAGAUUCAAUAUCUGAUGGAGGCGGAGUGGACUUGUGA